CGGGAAAAAAUUUAAAUAACAACGAAAGAUGUCGACAUUUUUAAAACCAUUAACACCCACAAAAAGUCGACAAAAUUUUAAGCCAGUGACACCAACUAAAUCGAAAUCGAUGACCAAUAUCAACACUAGUGGCAGCAGUUCCAGUGCAAAUCUCAGCUCAUCCACUAAGCUUUUGGAAGAGAUAAACUUAUUGUUGCACUUGGAGACUCUAAAACGCAACAGGGACAGUGAAAUCCUAUUAAAGCAUAAAGUCGAAGAAGCUCUGAAAGUAUUUGAAGAACGUCGUCACAAGUACUUUAGUUUGGUGGCCAAAUACGCCACAUUAGUGAAAUUAGCAUGUACCCGAAAAGUUUUACUACGCAAUGACCUUAUUGAAUUUAACACCGAAUCAGCUCGCGCUGAUGCUAAAAGUAUCAAGGAGAAACUAAGCAGCGGCAGUGCUAAUGACUACAUUUGCACUCCAGAGUUGACACAGUUUAAGGAAAUGUUACAUCAAGUGGUGAAAUACAAAAAUCUACCAAUUAGGCGUUCGGAAUUAGUAGAUCUUCAAAACGCUACUGAUGCCAUACAGUAUUCCAUUGAAGCUAUUGAAAUAUCUUUGGAGAAAUGUACUACCCAAGGUCUGGACCAUUUUACCAACACCCUAGACAUGGUGAACUAUCCUAAACUCUUGAAGGAGUACGAGUAUAAUGAAUAUUGAAAGGAAACACAAUUAUUUUAUAUUAUAAAUGCAGUGUCUGGCAAAAGGACGUGUCUCACAUCUUUCCACCAGCCUGCAGUGCAUUUAUUUCUUAUCUUAUUAAUAGUAUUUGUUAAGUUAUUUUCAGUGGGGGGAAGUAUCAUUAGGUUCUUUCUACACAUUCAAUUCUAAUAAUGAAAAAAUAAAGAAAAACAAAAAAAUGUA
Molecule: messenger RNA, 904 nt
Organism: Calliphora vicina (urban bluebottle blowfly)
Lineage: Eukaryota; Metazoa; Arthropoda; Insecta; Diptera; Calliphoridae
Exons: 1
Coding region: 29-700 (223 amino acids)
Source: RefSeq, a predicted model, not a curated record